Psammomys obesus (fat sand rat) is the source of this 1484-nucleotide messenger RNA. Its product is annotated as RNA binding protein fox-1 homolog 2-like. Lineage: Eukaryota; Metazoa; Chordata; Mammalia; Rodentia; Muridae. Gene Ontology annotation, biological process: nervous system development; regulation of alternative mRNA splicing, via spliceosome. Gene Ontology annotation, molecular function: mRNA binding. Gene Ontology annotation, cellular component: cytoplasm; nucleus. The record is from RefSeq and is a predicted model, not a curated record.
AUGGCGGAAGGUGGCCAGCCGCAGCAGCAGCCGCUACAGCGGCCCGGCGCCGCCGCCCGGGGCAUGAAGCGGGAGUCGGAGCUGGAGCUGCCGGUGCCCUGAGCGGGAGCAGGCGGGCCCGAGCCCGGCCUGAGCAAGCAGCCGCGCACCGAGGAGGCGGCCGAUGGCGGGAUGCAGAACGAGCCACUGACCCCGGGUUAUCAUGGAUUCCCAGCACGGGACGGCCAGGGUAACCAGGAGCCAACAACAACUCCUGACGCAAUGGUUCAGCCUUUUACCACCAUCCCGUUCCCACCACCUCCACAGAACGGAAUUCCCACAGAAUACGGAGUGCCCCACACUCAGGACUAUGCCGGUCAGACCAGUGAACAUAACCUGACACUCUACGGGAGUACGCAGCCCCACGGGGAGCAGAGUAGCAAUUCACCCAGCAACCAGAAUGGAUCUCUCACUCAGACAGAAGGUGGAGCACAGACAGAUGGACAGCAGUCACAGACACAAAGUAGUGAAAAUUCAGAGAGUAAAUCCACACCCAAGCGACUCCAUGUCUCUAAUAUUCCCUUCCGCUUCCGGGACCCUGAUCUCCGGCAGAUGUUUGGGCAGUUUGGCAAAAUCCUACAUGUGGAAAUAAUCUUUAAUGAGCGCAGCUCCAAGGGAUUCGGGUUCGUAACUUUCGAGAACAGUGCUGAUGCAGACAGGGCCAGGGAGAAAUUGCACGGCACCGUGGUAGAGGGCCGUAAAAUCGAGGUGAAUAAUGCUACAGCGCGAGUCAUGACCAACAAGAAGAUGGUCACGCCAUAUGCAAAUGGCUGGAAGUUAAGCCCAGUAGUUGGAGCUGUGUAUGGCUCUGAGUUAUAUGCAGCAUCCAGCUUUCAAGCUGAUGUGUCCCUAGGCAAUGAGGUGGCUGUGCCCUUGUCAGGAAGAGGAGGCAUCAACACUUACAUUCGUCUAAUCAGUCUCCCUUUAGUUCCUGGCUUCCCUUACCCAACUGCAGCCACCACGGCAGCCGCUUUCAGAGGAGCCCAUCUGAGGGGCCGAGGGCGGACAGUGUAUGGUGCAGUUCGAGCGGCGCCUCCAACAGCCAUCCCGGCCUAUCCAGGGGGUGGAUAUGCAGCCUACAGAUAUGCACAGCCUGCUACUGCAACCGCAGCCACAGCUGCUGCCGCCGCUGCAGCCGCUUACAGCGACCCCUACCACGCCCUCGCCCCUGCCGCCAGUUAUGGAGUUGGCGCUGUGGCGAGUUUGUACCGAGGUGGCUACAGCCGAUUUGCCCCCUACUGAAGUGACGUGAGACCCCUGCAAAUGGGACAGCCCCCAGUUCAUGAGGCCUGGCUAUUGCAAUAUUUACUAGUAGAGGACUCUAUAGCAAGAUGAAGAGGAAAACAAACAAACAAAAAAGAGAGAAUACUUUUUUAUACCUCACUAUGUUCUUUGAAUAUGUAUUUUCCUUUAAAUUUCUGCCUUUAAUUCUUUUGUUCCAAAGA